Molecule: messenger RNA, 774 nt
Organism: Diplodia corticola
Lineage: Eukaryota; Fungi; Ascomycota; Dothideomycetes; Botryosphaeriales; Botryosphaeriaceae
Exons: 1
Coding region: 1-774 (257 amino acids)
Source: RefSeq, a predicted model, not a curated record
AUGUCUCCUCCUCCUCCUCCUCCCACCUUCUCCUCCUCCUCCAACAACAACAACAACAACAACAGCGGCAGCGGCAACGGCAGCGGCAGCGGCAACGGCAACGGCAGCAACAACAACAACAGCAACAACAACAGCAGCAGCGGCCCCCCGCCCGCCCGCAUCUUCGUCUGCCGCCUCGGCUGCGGCUGGCGCGGCACCAGCGGCUACAAGCACCAGGGGCACGAGCGCAAGUGCCGGCUGGGCCGGGGCGGUCCCCACCCGCUGCGGCGGGAGAUCGACCGCAAGCUGGCGGAGAGGAGCGAGGCGGAGAACUUGGAGGAGUGGCGGGGGCUGUUGGGUUUGCAGCAGGGGCAGGGGCAGGGGGGUGGUGCUGGUGGGAGCGGCGGCGGAAGUGGCGGCGGAGGCGGCGAGGGGGUGGAGAUGGCGGCGGAGGGGGAGGGAGAGGUGGUGAUGGAGAUGGCGGAGGAGAUGGAGGUGGAGGAGGAGAUGGGGCAGCAGCAGCAGCAGCAGACGGAAGGGGAGGAGAUGGAUGUGGAUGAGAAGGAGACGGUGGAGGAGGGGGAGAAGGAGGAGGAGAAGAUGGAGGAGGAGAAGAGGGACGAGGAGGAGGAGGAGAGGGAGCAGCAGGACCCCCACGCUGCGCAGCUGGCGCAGGUGGUGAUUGAGGGUGGCCCGGCGGAUGCUGCGCAGACCGUCUUCAUCAAGGUCUGGGAUCCGAAUAGUGGAUCAGUGGUGGAAUUCACGUUGGACGACGCCUGGCUCAUCAUGGAAUGA